Paramecium sonneborni is the source of this 1156-nucleotide messenger RNA. The record is from the annotation of a GenBank genome assembly. Lineage: Eukaryota; Ciliophora; Oligohymenophorea; Peniculida; Parameciidae.
AUUGAAAUGAACAAUUCAACACCAAUUCCAAAAUUCUUUCAAUAAGAAUUUGAAUGUUCUUUGUGCUUAACUUUCUUUACCAAUCCAAUCACUAUUCCUUGUGGACAUACAUAUUGCAAGGAAUGUAUCUCUAAUGCAGUUAAAUAAAUUCCACGUUGUCCAACAUGUAGGUAUUAAUAUUUCUUUAAUUCAGAUGUACCAUUGCUAUCGAGAUAAAAAAUUUAAAAGAGAAUUUGCUAAUCAAAUCUACAGUUAAUGAAUUGAAAAAGCAUCUGAAUGUUGUUAACAGUCCUUAAAAAUCACAAAUAUAGAAUUUAUCAGAAAAAAAAGAUCAACCUCAAAAAUUAAUAAUUCUUUAUACAUCAGAAGUUAUUACACCAUAUCAAUAUUAAAGAAUUGAAUUAGAGAAUGAAUAAUUUAAAAGCUUACCUAAAAAUUAAGAAUUUAUCAAAUAGAUAUUUGCUAACAUUAAGAAGUUUGUUAUAGCAUUCAAAUCUAAUAAAAAUUAGGAUGUAAGCAUGUGUAUAAUAUUAAGAUGGGAUAUUUGGCAUAAUUAUAAUUGGUUUAAAUUAUAAAGGGGAAAGUAAUCGCACAAAUAUUGACUGAAGAUAUAGUUGAAUUGUCAAAUAAGGAACCUACAGAAUUUUAAUUAAACAAUGAAAGUUAAAUAAAAUAUAUUCUUCCAAUUAUAUCAGCAAAGAUACUUGAAGAGGAAUAUAUUGAUUUAAAUGACGAUGAAACUUUGUAUCAAAUCUCAACAUUGAUUUAAUAAAUUUAAGAUGUAUUAAGUCCUUUAAUUUUUUAAUUAAGUAAUACAUAAAAUGAAUUAUCAUAAUAUUUGCAUCAAAGUGGGUUAUUUAUGUAUUUAAAAUUAAAAGUCGAAAAAGAUUGGAAAUCAUUAAAAAGACUUUCAUUUUUAUUACCAAGUUUAUUAAAUAUUGAUAGAGUAUAAAAGAACAAUAUACUAACUUAAAAUAAUUGUAUUUAAAGAUUAAUUUUGAUAAAUAAAAGCAUUUAAAGAUUUAAAAAUACAUCUAAUCCUAUGGUUGUAUUUACAAUGAAUAGAAGAUCUAACGGGAAAGGUCUCUUGAAUUAGUUUUGGUUGAUAGCUAUUUCAAUAUUGCUAGCAUAUUUAUACACAAAACUAUAGUUCUGA